AUGUGCGGGGGCUGCGUGGGCACCGAGUACCCGGAGCGGGGCACCACCUGCCUGGAGGGCGGCUCCUUCCUCCUCAACUUCGUGGGGUGCGCGCAGUGCGGCCGCCGGGACUUCGUGCUGCUCGACAACCGCGCCGCCGGCCUGCACGGCGGGGACGAGAUCGUCACCUACGACCACCUGUGCAAGAACUGCCACCACCUGAUCGCGCACCACGAGUACACCUUCAGCGUGGUGGACGACUACCAGGAGUACACCAUGCUGUGCCUGCUCUGCGGCCGGGCCGAGGACUCCAUCAGCAUCCUGCCCGACGAUCCGCGCCAGAUGACCCCGCUCUUCUGAAGCCGCCUGGAUGUGGCGGACACACCUGAUGCCGGAUGCUCCCACGUGCCCGGUGGCAGCUCAGCCCUGCCCGCUGCCCUGCGGCUCCGACCCCGGCUGCAGGAGCACCGCGGCCUGAGCCCCCCUUGCGCUGAAGACAUGAAGGGGGCCUGACAUGUCACCCCAAAAAGGGGUCCAAAAGGAUGCCCGCCCUGUCCUGCCUCAGGAGCCCACGUGUGUGGGGGCAAUAAAUGUGAUGUGUUACA
Gavia stellata (red-throated loon) is the source of this 584-nucleotide messenger RNA. RefSeq names its product churchill domain containing 1 (gene CHURC1). Lineage: Eukaryota; Metazoa; Chordata; Aves; Gaviiformes; Gaviidae. Bases 1 to 339 code for a protein of 112 amino acids. Gene Ontology annotation, biological process: positive regulation of DNA-templated transcription; fibroblast growth factor receptor signaling pathway; multicellular organism development. Gene Ontology annotation, molecular function: zinc ion binding. The record is from RefSeq and is a predicted model, not a curated record. The transcript has 5 exons.